Messenger RNA from Amoebophrya sp. A25, 311 nucleotides. The record is from the annotation of a GenBank genome assembly. NCBI's taxonomy places the organism in Eukaryota, Dinophyceae, Syndiniales, Amoebophryaceae.
AGAGACUCGGUUUAUCAAGGUUAUGGAGUUGGAGUAGAUCAUGUUGCUGGUGAAGUAGAGAGAUGCCACCUGUGGUGAUAGAAGAUGAUGGGAGAUGAGAUUAACAUAAAGAUGAAGAAGUUCUUCAAUUUUCUUCCAUUAAGUACAUUUAUUCUAACGAAAGAAGCUUCCAAAAAACGAGAACAUCUGGAGUUCCGAUGCUCCCAGCAACAUGGGCACAGGCGGUCGCCAGACUACGCCACUACUAGUCAAAAUCGUGCGAGACAGGAUCUCCGAAGGCGUUUACGUGUCAAGGAACGCCUGCAUUUACC